Anas platyrhynchos (mallard) is the source of this 3311-nucleotide messenger RNA. RefSeq names its product trans-2,3-enoyl-CoA reductase like (gene TECRL). The record is from RefSeq and is a predicted model, not a curated record. Lineage: Eukaryota; Metazoa; Chordata; Aves; Anseriformes; Anatidae. Gene Ontology annotation, molecular function: oxidoreductase activity, acting on the CH-CH group of donors. Gene Ontology annotation, biological process: very long-chain fatty acid biosynthetic process.
AGGAAACAUUUUCCCCCUGGAACUGUCCCCUGUUGAUAUGACGGUCACUACUGCUGGGUCGCACAAUGCUCAGAAGGCAGAAACUCGGUGCCCCCGAACACAAGAGGGAUCCUGCAGCUCAUGGAGGAACUUUGUCCAUGUCCCACAAUAACACACGCUCUUUUUUCAACUUUUCUCAGCUUGUGCUCUCUGCUGGCAAUCUCAAAUCACCACCAGUGCUCAAACAUUCAAAAAUUACUUACUUUGAAGUGGAAAUCCUUGAUGUGCAAAGCAAGAAGCAGAUCUGCAUUGUGGACAAGGUACCUCCAUCAUCCACUCUUCUUGAUGUGAAACACAAAUUUCACAAAGCAUGUCCCCAGUGGUACCCUUCUCGUGUUGGCCUGCAACUGGAACGCAAUGGGCCCUACCUGAAGGACUCUGUUAACAUUCAAAGCCUUGCAGUGUCCUCCAUCAUUACACUGUAUUUUACAGACCUGGGUCAGCAGGUUGGUUGGACUACAUUUUUUCUAACAGAGUACACCGGGCCUCUUCUAAUAUAUCUGCUCUUUUACAUUCGCCUCUCAACUAUUUAUGAUCAAGUGGAAAGUACGAAGAACUUCCGCCACCCAGUGGUUCACUUGGCCUGCUUCUGCCAUUGUUUACACUACAUCAGACAUCUUCUGGAGACGUUAUUUGUUCACAAGUUUUCUGGAGGGCACACUCCUCUGAAAAAUAUGAUAAAGGGCUGUGCUUUUUACUGGGGAUUCACUUCUUGGAUCGCAUACUACAUCAACCAUCCGCGAUAUACGCCACCAUCAUUUGGCCAUAGACAAGUGUCUCUUGCUGCCCUUGGUUUUCUGAUGUGUGAAGCUGGAAAUCACUUUAUCAACGUAGCGUUAGCUCACCAAAAUCACUCAGGAAGUAAAGCCUGUUUUCCAAGUCCAACCUACAACCCCUUCACAUGGCUCUUCUUGCUGGUAUCCUGUCCCAACUAUACAUAUGAGGUUGGUUCUUGGAUUAGUUUCACGGUGAUGACACAAACACUGCCAGUCGGCAUUUUUGCUUUCCUGAUGGUCAUCCAGAUGUCUCUCUGGGCCCAAAAGAAACACAAGCUGUACCUGAAGAAAUUUUAUCCAGAGGUGCGGAGAAAAGCAGCUAUGAUUCCUAUCAUCUUCUGAGCCCUUCACAAGAGUUGAAGCCUAAGUGUACAGCUCAAUAACUAAUGCAGAACAAAUGAGCCAUUUAAUUCAGUAACCAAAGAGGACAACCUACUGGAUAUCUUUUUCAGAAAAAUAACAGAUCAAAAAGAAGAGGUUUUAAUUAAGUGGGAAAAAAAAAAAAAAAAAUAGCUCUUGAAUUCUUCUUUCCUUCUAAAAGAUUUUAAAUUAAUUUUCUGCAAUGGAGCUAAUUGGAAGACGAUAAGAAAAUUUAUGUUGAAUAUGAGGCUAGAUAUUUAGCAGGUGUAAAUGGGCACAGAUACUGCUGAAAUUAAUGGAAUACACCUCAACUGCAUGCAUUCAGAUCUGGUGAUUUUAAGGUUUGGUGUUAGAUGUUGACCAGAUGCAUGGAUUUUUGCAUCUAUUAAACUGCACAGAAACAGCAUGUCCUGCCUCAACUCCUCUAAAGCAUCACAUCAAAGGAUGACUUGCUAAGCUGUUAAAACAGUUUGGGCUACUUUUACAACUUUUUUUUUCCCCCCAUCUUUCUUUUUUAUUUGAUUCUGAUAGCAAAUUGUUCAAUACAAAUUGGCUUAAAAUGAUUCACUGCAGAGACAUCUGGUUUUCUUUUAUUUUCAGGUAGGCAGAUCAGCCCCGCAGUCCCAGGAGGGGACUGUUUGUGAGCUGCUUCCCAACUUGCUACUAAUUUGCUGCAUGACCUUGGGUACAUCAUUUAAGUCCAUACCCCCUUUCUCACAUUAAACAGCUCUGGAAAUGGCAGAAGACUUUCUGGACUAACAAGCAUGUUAAGAUCUUCUUGUUCAAUGCCCAACUGCAUCUGGACACCGUUCACUUUAACUUGUAUCAAGCACUGUGAAAUCCUUGGGCACAAGGUGAACCAGAUUACAGCUUGUUAUCAAAAAGGAGAGGGAUUUUGACAAAAUUUCAGUCCCUAUCUGAACUGGCACAGAUGAAUGGCUUCUGCUCCACUUCAAUUUGGCCAGUAAGUUCUCACUGCUACUUUGCUUUCCAGGACAUUAUUUUCCAGGGGAUCCCCUAAAAUCCCCUGGAUUUGUUAUUCAAGUCCUAAAAACUCUGUUUAGCUCCAUUUGCAAAUCAGUGGAUCCUUGCCACGCAGAAGCACAAUUGUAGUUAGAGACAGCAAGAGAAUCAGAACUGUUUAAGCAUGCAUUUAUGGCCUAACUCUGUAUAUCUUAAUUCUAGUUUCAUUCUACUACCAUUGCACAUUUAUCAAGGUCUUUUGGCUCCCUUAAGCCUGUGAAAAAGAUUGCCAGAAAACCUUUAGUUGUUAGAGAAAUACCAAAAUACAGAUGCAAAGUAGGCAGUUUGUCUCCUAGAGGCUAUGUUAUCUUAGCACCAGCCCAAGUGUUCUAACAAAGUUCAUUUGCCCCCAAAAUUGUGUUUAUAUUCCUCUUCUAAUGUCUAAUCUAGAGUCUCACAAUUUGCCCAUUAGCAACAAUAACUCAUUUUCAUCUUGGUAAAUAAAUCACUUUCCUUUUUUUUUUAUUAUUUUUUUUAAGCUGAUAACAUCUAAUUUUAUUUUAUUUUUAAUCCUCUCAAUGGAAAACCCGAGUUAGAGUGAAUACCCAGUUGUCUAACCCAGACUACUAAUAAAGAUCUGUUUCAGAAAAAGUAUUUUCUGUACUCUUUAGUCACUUAUAUAACAGAAAUAUUUUGAAACUUUUUGUUCCAACUAGUGUUAGACAUGUGAGUCAUAAGAAUGUUGUCUCUUUUUGUUUUUAACUCCAGUUACUGGGAUUCUUUUAAUUUCAGGUUAAUUAAAUGUCUCAUUUUAGCAGUCUUGAAGUUUGAAUAGUUCAUGAGGAAAGGUAACUUGGUAAAAUUACACAUUUAUCUAGUAGUCUCUUGGUUGAGAUUAUUGCAGCUUUAAGUCUGUUCAAGGCAUGCUACCAGAGUGACUCCAAUUCCUGGGAACACAGUUCCUCUUCAGCAAUUAGUUUAAGCCAAGUAAGUACUUCAGGAAUUGUUUACCUCUCUGCUUUUUAGUAGGUUAAUUGGUAUGUGAGGAUAGGGGAAGAAGGGUGUUGGCUCCCUAACUGAAUGACUGAAGUUUUAAAAUCAUGGUAGGAGCAAAUACUAGGUAAUAACAAAUGAAGAUAUACUACAACAGGCUGUCUAAUAAAUAAAUAAAUA